This is a messenger RNA of Rhopilema esculentum, 876 nucleotides long. RefSeq lists its product as uncharacterized. Gene Ontology annotation, cellular component: transcription regulator complex; nucleus. The record is from RefSeq and is a predicted model, not a curated record. Gene Ontology annotation, biological process: regulation of transcription by RNA polymerase II. NCBI's taxonomy places the organism in Eukaryota, Metazoa, Cnidaria, Scyphozoa, Rhizostomeae, Rhizostomatidae.
AUGAAAUUCCGCGCCAGUUGUAGUUGCGAAAUUACCAAGAAAGGAAAUUCCAACCCAGCUCUGUGUCAUAACAAAUUGGAAAUCAAUCAGGAGUUAGUUGGAGCUUCCUUUCAUUUCUUACUCGACAGCGAGUCAGUCACACUGAAAUACGAGCUUUCAUUUUGGAAGUUCAUAAGCAAUACUAUGGACCUUUUUGAAGCAAAACUUAUUGAAGAGGUCCAAAAACACCCCCAUUUGUACGAUUCGUCUUCGAAAGAAUAUAGAGAUGCAGUCAAAAUUCAGAAUUCAUGGGAGAAAAUAUCGCGAAAUUUGAACGUCACAGUUGAAAUAGUAAGAAAGAAGUGGAAGUAUCUUCGUGAAUGCUACGUGAAGUCAAGAAAAAUUUCCAUGGGUAAUUGGGAAGACGGAAGGCUAUCAAAAGCAAACAAAUAUGUUGCGAUGCUGACCUGGCUAGCACCAUUUGUCAAGCACAGGCCAAUAGAAAUCACCAUGCCUUCGAAUAUGGAUACAGUGUCGCUUGAAAGCCACGAUGAUGAAAUGGCAAUAAGGCACUCUCCGGCGCCAAUUGGAAUUUCUGCUUCGCCUACCACAAGUGGAUCUAGCUCAGUAAUGACAUAUACACAGAAUAUUCCAAGAAAACGGUCACAAAACCAAACAGAAAGAGAGUCGCAUACAGCGAUGGCAGCCAUGUUUGGUGAGGACGAAUUUUCAAACUUCGGUAAAACUGUUGCAGAUACAUUGAGGACGUUGCCAAAAAUAUCCCAGGUUCUCGCCAAAAAACGAAUCAAUGAUAUCUUGUUCGAAGCAGAGAUGGAGGCAAUCAGAGCCAGCUCGGGCGAUGGAGUGAUUAUACUUCAGAGCGAAGAUAACAGUUAG